GCGGGGCCGCGGGCCGUGGCGUUGCCCGGUAACGGCCGCCCUGGGCAAUGGCGGCGGGGCCGCCACGCGAUUUGUGCCUGACGAUCUAAAGUCGUGGGAACAGCCGGAAAACCUGCUUAGGACUGUGUUGAAAAUGCUGGGAGAGAAAAAGCAAUUAAUGGUGAAAAGAGACCUUUACACUGACCCCACGUUUCCGGCCAGCGAUACGUCUAUAUUUUUUGAUUAUUGUACCCCGCUUGCCCAAUUCAGAGGCGAGAUAUCUUGGUUGAGACCUAAGGACAUUUGUUCUUCUCCUCGAUUAUUUUCAAACAACCUGCAGGAUGUGCAAGUGAAACAAGGAAUUUUGGGAGACUGUUGGUUCCUGUGUGCCUGUGUAGCUUUGCAGAAGAGUAAAUACCUGCUGAACAAGGUAAUCCCCCCAGGUCAGCCCAGCUGGACAGAUGAGUCCUACCAAGGCUGUUUCACCUGUCGGGUCUGGCAGUUUGGGCACUGGGUGGAAGUGACCAUCGACGAUCGCUUACCUUGCCUUGGGGGUAAACUCUGCUUUUCCCAGUGUCAGACAGAGGAUUUGUUUUGGCUUCCACUCUUGGAAAAAGCUUAUGCAAAAGUACAUGGAUCUUAUGAGCAGUUGUGGGCAGGACAGGUGGCUGAUGCUUUGGUUGAUCUGACUGGAGGAAUUGCUGAAAGAUGGACCCUAAAAGACCCUGGAAAAAACAUGGAGAAAGAGAAGACUGGCAUGGUUUUGGAGAAAGCAGUGUUUAGAAGAUUAAUGAAUCUGAAGGAACAGUGUGUAAUAAGCUGCUCAGUCCUCAAUUCCAGACAAGGUGCAAGUGAACUAGGAGAAUUUCACGCCUUUAUUGUGAUAGAUACAUUGAAUCUCUCUGAAGUGUCAGGCAAGGAGAUCUUCCUGCUACGAAUACGCAAUCCCUGGGGGAGGCGGUGCUGGAAAGGGCCCUGGUGUGAGGGCGGGCAAGGAUGGAGCCAGUUAGAUCCAGUAGUUGCUUCAGAACUGCUCUCACAGAUCCAAGAGGGAGAAUUCUGGGUUGAUGAAGAGGAAUUUUUCAGAGAAUUUGAUGAAAUUACCGUGGGCUUUCCAGUCAAUGAGGAAGGACAACUUCAGAGCCUCUAUACAGAGAAAGUGCUGUAUCACUCACAGAAUCUGUUUGGAUCCUGGGUGAGAGGCCAGUCUGCUGGUGGCUGCCGUAACAACAGCAGCUUCCCUACCAACCCCAAGUUCUGGUUGAGAGUCUGUGAAACGAGUGAGGUGUGCAUUGCUCUGCUGCAGAAACACAGGAAAUACAGCACUGACUGGGCUGGAAGGAUUCAAAAUCCAGCUCAUUUAGCAGAGGAAAAUCCAUCUUUGACUGAAGGCAUACACGGGAAGAACUACCAGGCUGUGGGAUUGCAUGUCUGGAAGGUGGAGAAGAAACGAUUUAACCUUCCAAAGACCCUCUCUGCUCCUCCAGUUGUAGGUACCGUCUGCCAUUCCUACGAUAGAGAAGUCCAUGUGUGCUGUGACCUCUCGCCUGGCUUUUAUCUUGUUGUUCCCAGCACUUUUCUGAAAGAUGCAGUAGGGAAUUUCCUGCUUCGUGUAUUUUCAACAGGGAGGAUCUCUCUCAGUGAGCUAAAGCCACCACCCACAGAUGCUGCCCUCUGCGAAGAACUCCCAGCUGGUGAAUGGGAGACAGUGCAGCUGCAUGGAUGCUGGAAAAAUGGGCAAAGUGCUGGAGGUAGCAGGAACUUCCCCUCCUUCCAUACCAAUCCCUGCUUUCCACUCUCCAUUCCUGCAGGACCAGGAAAAAGCAGUGUGAAGGUUACCCUCCGUCAGCACUGCCAGGAUAGCAAGUGUCGUCCGAUAGGUUUCCAUAUUUUCCAGGUGCCUAACAGCAGCUGGAAACCACAAACUACUUCUUUUCUGCACCUGGAGCCACUGGUGAGCUGUGUUCCUCACUGCUAUUCGCAGGAAGUGAGCCGACUUUGCAGGCUUCCUGCAGGACGCUACGUCAUCAUACCUUCUACGUACUUGCCCAAUACAGAAGGCAAUUUUACAGUGGUCAUAGCAACCAAAAUAGACAGGAAGCGCAUUCAGAGCCAGGAGACACUUGGACAAGUAUUGCAAGAGAUUUCCUUUACAACUGUGAUGAAAAGGUAACCUGGAAUUCUCCACUGUCAUUUCAAGAAACAUCGGAAAUCCAAGGGAUGCCUCACCUCUUGCUGUUCUUGGUUUUAAAUGAAAUAACAGGAAGAUGCCCUUAGCCCAACUGUUCUUCACUGGUACCAACCAUCAGGCCUACAAUGACUUCUUAGUAAAAAUACCUCCUUUAAUCAUGUACACUCUGAAUAUUUCUUCUUCCCCUGUUUUUAGAACGAGCUUUGUACAGCAAAUUAAAAUGUACCUCAGUUCUUCAGAAAUACAGGUGAAGAAUAUGUGCAUGUUUUAACCCAAGCUACAGUUUUGGAAAAAGCAUAUGGGCAAUGCCAGGUUGGAUGGAGCCCUGAGCAACCUGGUCUGGUGGAAGGUGCCCCUGGCCCGUGGCAGGGGGUUUGAACAAGAUGAUCUUGAAGGUCCCUUCCAAUUGCAACCGUUCUAUGAUUAGAAAACAAUAUUUUGUGGAAAAAAAGUUAUCAACCUGACAGAAUAAAUUCAGUGACUAAAGGAGUAAACAUGGAGAAAGAAAUGGAAUCUUGUUUUCAGGUAGGAUAUACCUCAAGAACCAUCAAAAUACACUGGAGUAAAGAAAGUCCAGGCUUGUAUCUGACACUGCCAGUCCUGCUGCUGAGCACUUUACCUGGGGCCCUUUAUGGAACCAUGCAAAUGGUGUGUGGAAAGGAGAAAUUUUUUUGGUGAAUUUUUCUUUAAUGAGCACCAGAAAGGAAAAAGAUAAGACUUGAAAACUUUUGAACUAUCCUGUCAGACUGCUUUUAUAAAUCUGUAAGAAUGUGUUUUAUGCAAGAUCUGCCGUCACUAUAAGAAAUAUCAAGUUUAAGAGAUUUUUCCUAAUUUAUUAUUGAAAGUAUUUCUUAUUCAAGCAGGAAUUUUUAAAUGUUAUAUUUUCCUCAAUAAAAAUAAAGUAAAAUGGCUUUUAUUAAAAAGGUGAAAAAUGUCAGUGAUGUUGAGUUUGCAUUUGUUCUGCGACACCAAACUUUACAGUGUGUUACAAACCUGGGGUUUUCACCAAAUGGAAGGGAAUAUGUUUGGAAAUAUUGAAAAUUGGAAAUAUCUGAGAGGAGAAUCAAGUCUUCCAUUAGUUUUAUGUCUGAGAAAUAUGUAAUACUCUACUUCUGCUUUUAACUAUAUCCUGCCAUAAUUUAUGCUGGCUCCUGUUGAACUUUGAAACUGAAAACUUUUAGGGUGCUUGCAGCUGAAUUUUAAAUGCUCAAAACCUUCUACAUCUGUUUAUGUGGAGAAAGAAGAGAAGAAAACACCCUGAGUAAUAAAUCACUACCGUGCUUUAA
This is a messenger RNA of Myiozetetes cayanensis, 3456 nucleotides long. It is a transcript of the gene CAPN10, whose product is annotated as calpain 10. Gene Ontology annotation, molecular function: calcium-dependent cysteine-type endopeptidase activity. NCBI's taxonomy places the organism in Eukaryota, Metazoa, Chordata, Aves, Passeriformes, Tyrannidae. Gene Ontology annotation, cellular component: cytoplasm. Gene Ontology annotation, biological process: proteolysis. Bases 134 to 2152 code for a protein of 672 amino acids. The transcript has 13 exons. The record is from RefSeq and is a predicted model, not a curated record.